CCUUCUACUUCUACUUAAGCUAGGGAGCCUGCUGCACUGCACCCACAUCGAUCGGCACAUCAUCUCUCGCUCUACACUACACUAGCGUGGACAGUGUGUGUACUACAGCAGGCUGUGUACUAGCGAGUUAAGGCCGGCCAGCCAGCCGGCCGCCGCCACUGAUCGAUCAAUAAGCGGCCGCGAUAGAUGGCGAAGGUCGCCGCGGAGGCUGCGGGGCGCCAGGCGGCGUCCUUCGUGCUCGGCUGCGUCGCCGCGCUCACCCUCGUGCUGCUCCUGCAGCGCCGCCCCGAGGAACUCACCCGCCCCAGGGCGCCGGUGCAAUUCUUCGGGUCCAGAUCGUUGUCGUCACCAUCAGGCCGCGGCGGGGGCGGGACUUCUCCGUCUUCCCCGCCGUCGGCACCCGCAGGUCCGGCGGCGAUCGUUGCCGCAGCUGAUGGUCAGCUGCAGACAGCCGUUCCCGUGCAGGCGAACGCCACAAAGCUGAUGAAGCCUGCAGCAGCUGGCGCUACCACCACUGCUGCUACCGCCGAUGAUCUAGGCCGCGUUCCGGCCACUCCCGCACAUCGCCAACAAGAGGGCGAGGCCGACGACGCGGAGUUCCCCGGCCUUGCCGCGGUGGUGGCGCGCGCGGCGACGCCGGACGACCGGACGGUGAUCAUCACGUGCGUGAACCACGCGUGGGCGGCGCCGGGGUCGCUGCUGGACCUCUUCCUGGAGAGCUUCCGCGUCGGCGACGGCAUCGCGGACCUGCUGGACCACGUCCUCAUCGUGGCCAUGGACCCGAUGGCCAUGGCGCGCUGCCGCGCCCUGCACCCGCACUGCUACCUCUACACCAUGCCCGGCAUCGACUUCGCCUCCGCCAAGUUCUUCCUCUCCAAGGAGUACCUCGAGCUCGUCUGGAGCAAGCUCAAGCUCCAGCGCCGGGUGCUCCAGCUCGGAUACAACUUCCUCUUCACCGACGUUGACAUCCUGUGGUUCCGGAACCCGUUCAAGCACGUGACGGCGUACGCGGACAUGAGCAUCUCCAGCGACGUCUUCUUCGGCGACCCCGACAACAUGGACAACUUCCCCAACACGGGCUUCUUCCACGUGAGGCCCAACAAGCGGACGAUCGCCAUGACCAGGGCGUGGCACGAGGCGAGGGAGAGGUACCCGGGCAGGAACGAGCAGCCGGUGUUCAACGCCAUCAAGAAGGGGCUCGUCAGGGACCUCCGGCUGCGGUUGCAGUACAUGGACCCGGCCUUCAUGGGAGGCUUCUGCAGCUACGGCAAGGACCUCCGCAGGAUCUGCACCAUGCACGCCAACUGCUGCGUCGGGCUGGGAAACAAGCUCAGGGACCUCAGGACCCUGCUCGCCGACUGGAGGAACUACACGGCGAUGCCGCACUGGGCAAAGCAACACGCCAAGUGGACAGUCCCGGGAGCCUGCAUCCACUGAUGGCCACCGAAUCACUGAUUGAUCGAGCAUCCAUCCAUGGUGGACUCGUCAGUUGCAUUUGAAUACACGGCGGAUUCUGGAUUGAUGGAUUAUUUGUUUUUCUUUCGGAUAGAUUUGUUGGAUACCAGAAUAGUUGCCCUUUACUCCUACUUUGUGUAAUAAUAGCCAGCAAAAUACCUGUACACUUAAGUACUUUGUGAAGCAUACUACUAUACUAGUACUGUAGUGUCUUGGAUAGUAUGUACCAGACAUUCAGACAAGGUGACAAAGUCGGGUUUGUUGGAUACCAGUCCUCUACUGUAUACCAGAAAAGUAUCUGUAAACUUACUACUUUGUGAA
Panicum hallii is the source of this 1776-nucleotide messenger RNA. RefSeq lists its product as uncharacterized. NCBI's taxonomy places the organism in Eukaryota, Viridiplantae, Streptophyta, Magnoliopsida, Poales, Poaceae. The coding region runs from base 187 to 1437 and encodes 416 amino acids. The record is from RefSeq and is a predicted model, not a curated record. The transcript has 3 exons.